GAUAUGCAUUUAAGUGCACUGUGAAAUAAACUGCUUGACAACAAGAAUUUAAUGUCGCAGGAAGUAAAUAAGCUAUAAAACAAGGGGAAAAGGGGAAAUUGCUUGGACCUGUCACUAUAGAGACUCAACUCACGGAUGUCUUCAGUUAGACGACUGUCAAAUGUUAAUAGAAAGCAGGCAGCUGCUGACAACACAGUCAAGCCUCUGCUAAAGAUUAACUACGCUUUCAAUACACACAUUUCAACUAACAGUUCCGUGUAAGACCGAUCUUACAGCGGCUCAUCAACCUGCAUCGAUGAUAUUGACAGCCAAAUUUGGAAGUAUAGGUCAGCUUGCCAGCUUACAGUGUCAACUUUCAUUUCUGAGGGCUGCAUGUUCUAUUUUGAGCGUGGAGAGCGAGCCAGUCCAAGUGCAGUCGACUGGUUUCAUUUGAGGACUUAGCCCAUUUUCUGUCAAUGAAUGUGUUUUGUUUUUUUUUUCUCUGAGUUUGUGAGCUGUUGUGGAAGUCAGUAAAAACGUAACCGUGGGAAAUGGCUCCAAAGAAGGGAAAGGGAGAUGAUGCACCAAAGCCGCCACCUAUUAUUGGAAGGUUUGGCACUUCACUGAAAAUAGGAAUUGUUGGCCUGCCCAAUGUUGGGAAGUCAACCUUUUUCAACGUGCUGACAAAGAGUCAGGCUGCGGCUGAAAAUUUCCCCUUCUGCACCAUUGACCCAAAUGAAAGCAGAGUGCCCAUUCCAGAUGAACGCUAUGAUUUCCUCUGCCAAUUCCACAAACCUGCCAGCAAAGUCCCAGCAUUCCUUAAUGUCGUUGACAUCGCUGGCCUGGUGAAAGGUGCUCACUCUGGCCAGGGCCUGGGAAAUGCCUUCCUGUCUCAUAUCAGCGCCUGUGACGGCAUCUUCCACAUGACACGUGCUUUUGAGGAUGAGGAUAUCAUCCAUGUUGAGGGGACGGUGGACCCAGUGAGGGAUAUGGAGAUCAUCCACGAGGAACUGAGGUUGAAGGAUGAGGAGAUGAUCGGCCCUAUUAUUGACAAGCUGGAGAAGACGGCCAUUAGAGGCGGUGACAAGAAACUCAAACCAGAAUAUGACGUUAUGUGCAAAAUCAAGAGCUGGGUAGUGGAUGAAAAGAAACAUGUCCGCUACUAUCACGAUUGGAACGACAAGGAGAUCGACGUGUUGAACAAAUACUUGUUUUUGACAUCCAAACCAAUGAUUUACCUCGUUAACCUCUCUGAGAAAGACUACAUCAGGAAAAAGAACAAAUGGUUGGUGAAAAUCAAGGAGUGGGUGGACAGUCAUGACCCCGGAGCCUUGGUCAUCCCCUUCAGCGGGGGCCUGGAGAACCAGCUACAGGACAAGAGUGAAGAGCAGAGGCAGGAGUACUGCACAGAGCACAAGACGCAGAGUGCCCUGAGCAAGAUCAUCAAGGCAGGCUACGCAGCCCUGCAGCUGGAGUACUUCUUCACCGCUGGACCAGAUGAAGUCCGUGCAUGGACCAUUCGGAAAGGAACUAAGGCUCCACAGGCUGCGGGGAAGAUCCACACAGACUUUGAGAAGGGCUUCAUUAUGGCGGAAGUAAUGAAAUUCCAGGAUUUUAAAGAGGAAGGCAGCGAGAGCGCUGUCAAGGCAGCAGGGAAAUACAGACAACAGGGAAGAAACUACAUUGUUGAAGAUGGAGACAUCAUCUUUUUCAAAUUUAACACACCAAAUACACCAAAGAAAAAGUGAUGCAAGAGCAAGCCAUUUGUUUACAUAACUGACUGUGCUUGUUAUCCACCAUCCACCCCCCACUCCAACACCCCAACACCUCAACACCCCUUUCAUUCCCCUCCGUGGCGUGACACCCGCUGCCACGCUCUCACUUUCUGUUCCCCCAUCCUGUAGAAUCAAAUCCCCCCUCUGUGCCCAAGCACAGGUUCAGUAAACUCUGACAGCUUUGCUAUUUAAGAUCAGGAUCGGCCCCCACUCCAAAUUGUAGCAGCAUUUGAAGGAGCAUAUUACUCUCCAGAUACUUCAUUAAUCUCCAUCACGGGUGCCAGCACUGACACAGCUGACAGCAGGGACAAUGCCACCUGCUCCUCUCCCCCUUCAGCAGAUAAUGCAUGUUUUACAGUAGCCCAGAUGUCUACACUCAAUAAAACAUUUGACAAAACCAGUCUGUGUGUGUUUUGGGAUGUCUGUAUUGAGUGCAAAGCUGCAUGGUGACUGUGAUAGCGGCCCUGCCGACCACUGAUUAGAGAAUUAAAAGACACAGCUGACACUGACUGUAGCAGAGAGGGAACAAUUCUAAUUAAAUCUGUUAAGUGAUGCUGAUUUUAGAAGGGCACAUGCAGAAUGCAGGUGUUUCGGCCAAAAGAACUGGUCAGUUUAAAGGAUUAUUUGUAAAGUGAUUGAGUUAACCUUUCAUUUGCAUGUUUUUUUUAUUUUUAUUUAUGAUUGAUGCAUAUGUGAGUCCUCGCUUUCACUGUCACCAUAAUACUCAACAAUCCCCAUAUAUUGACAAAAUAGUGUAUUUGUUAUAUUUACAGUUUCUUUCUCCUGUUCCAGAAGAGUAUGGGCAAAUACACGCCUAGAAAAUAAAAGAAAUAUUCAUUCAAGCCAUAUUUUCAGAAAAGUCCACAUUUUAUUAUAUUCUGUAUAGUAUGAAAAUAGAGGUUGACACAAUCCACAAGCACGACCAGAAAACGAAUCCUUUUGUCUGGAGUAGUGUUUUUCUCACCCCUAUACUUUGUGUGUAAGUGUUUGUGAAGCGUUUAUGCUGAUGGAAUUGUAUGGCUGCAGCCGCAGUGCUCCAAAGUAAGAUUGUAUUCUCCGUGGGAGUCCGAACAAAGAGCUGUAGAUCAACAGUGCUUUGCUGAAUAUCUUGUAACCAUUAAGACUGCAGAGAACAAAAUGGCCUUUUGAUGGGAACAAAAAGAUUGAAUAAAAACGGUCAUUUUACAGAGAUAGUAUUGCAUAUCCAAGUUUUGGAUAGAAUGUUUUAUGGAGCCGAUCCAACGGCAGCACUACAAAGCACAGUGUUUGUCAUGGAAAUAAGGAGGAUUACAGUCUUUAAAGUUUAAGAUCAGUGACAAAGUAUAGGAUAGUUUUUAUUGUGGUUGGAUGGAAUGAA
Scatophagus argus is the source of this 3111-nucleotide messenger RNA. Its product is annotated as obg-like ATPase 1. The record is from RefSeq and is a predicted model, not a curated record. Bases 531 to 1727 code for a protein of 398 amino acids. Gene Ontology annotation, cellular component: cytoplasm. The transcript has 11 exons. Gene Ontology annotation, molecular function: ATP hydrolysis activity; GTP binding; ATP binding. Lineage: Eukaryota; Metazoa; Chordata; Actinopteri; Scatophagidae.